GGUUUAAUCGAUUUUAUCUAAAAAUGCAAGAGUGGACAAAUCAACGGUUAGAAAUAGAUCCUUCAAUUCAUCAAAUAUAACCAACCCUCGUUUCGUUCUCUAGGUUCCAUGUUUUUCUGAUUGAAUUGAAACCCAUCUCCAAUUCACGCAAAUUGUAUCGAAAGUUUGCAUCUUGACCAACUGGGUCGUUUCCAAUAUCUUCUUUGAGGAUGGUUUAGCUCUUAGUCUAUGCUAUUUUUAUCUUUUGUUUUUGUAUAAUUUUUUGGAGUUUUUAAAGCUAUGGAAGCUUAUAAAAGAUGGGUUAGACAGAACAAAGAAUAUGUGCACUCUUUAGAAUCUCUGGCCAAUGGAUUGACAUGGCUUCUUCCUGAACGAUUUUCUGAAUCAGAGAUUGGACCAGAAGCAGUGACAACCAUUUUGGGAAUCAUCACAGCUAUCAAUGAACAUGUAAUUGAUACUGCGCCUAACCAAAAUAUUACAGGCUCUGUUGAGCCUAAUUCAUUUCCGUAUCCAUUAUGCUUAUCUGCAAUAAAGGAUGUGGAAACAUUAGUUGAAGUCGUGGCACAACAUUACUAUGGUGAUGAUAAGAAAUGGAAUUUCCUUGCUGUUACCGAAGCAACCAAGGUACUGGUUCGAUUAUCUUUGUUUCGAAAGAGUGGAUAUAAAAUGUUGUUACAUGGAGGGGAGACAUCUAAUGAUGAUGCGAUGCAUUCAAAUGAUUCUUCUACUUCACAACAUCAAAUAGCCGUAAACCCAAAACGGCGCUAUAAUCCUGGAACUAACCCGUGGAAUUUGGAAGGAAGAGCACUGUCUGCUUUAAGUCAAUUUGGAGAAAAAGCAAGGAUGGUGUCAGAACCGGUGUGGUUACGUAGGGUUAAUCACCAACAAGCAAUCAUGGAGUCCACUGCUUCAAGGGUAGUGAAACCUACACUUUCCACCAUAUUGUCGAAAAAGGGUCUUCGUGGAGCUUUGUUUUUGAUUGGAGAAGUUUUAUUCAUUACUAGACCACUUAUUUAUGUUUUAUUCAUUCGAAAAUACGGUAUUCGAUCAUGGACCCCUUGGUUUCUUUCACUGGCUAUGGAUACUAUAUCAAACAUUAUUCUCUCACUUAUUACAACGACAGUGGCCGGUGAAAAUCAGAAAACGAUUCAUAUUUCUGCCCCAGAAAAAGAUGAGGUUAAACGACGGAAGCUGUUAUUCGUACUUUACCUAAUGAGAGAUCCAUUUUUCAGCAAAUAUACAAGGCGAAAACUCGAAAGCACGGAGAAAGUUUUGGAACCUAUACCUGCCAUAGGAUUUCUUACAGCGAAAAUUGUCGAGCUUACGAUUGGAGCUCAAACACGAUACACUUACAUGUCAGGAUCAUGAUACAAAAAUCCAAUAGAAAGACCUUAUUGCCCUCCAUAAUUGAGGGAAGAUAUUCUCACUAUGCUUCCACACUAACUUUUGUUUCCAAUUUUUCAAAUGAUGAAGUGAUAACAAAAGUUGAUACUAUUAUGCUUGAAAAGCAAGAAACAAGCAAGUGUGAGAGACAAUUGUUUGCAAGGAUAGUUCAACUGCCAACAAUUGGAUAUAUAUUGGGAGAUUUUGUUUCACUCUUACACAUUGGAGCUUGGUGGGAUUACAUUUAUGGUUCUGAACAUCAAUUGGAGAGUUACAUUGUGUUUAUUAAAGUUAGAAAAAUGUAUUUUUUUUAGGCUAAAUUCAAAAGGAGACAGAUUUACAUAACUAAAACCAUAUUUAAAGAAAAACAUAAGUUUAUCAUUUAUUGCAUCCUUAAUGUAUGUUCAAUAUGCUUUUUACA
Messenger RNA from Trifolium pratense (red clover), 1804 nucleotides. Its product is annotated as peroxisome biogenesis protein 16-like. Gene Ontology annotation, biological process: peroxisome organization. Gene Ontology annotation, cellular component: peroxisomal membrane. The record is from RefSeq and is a predicted model, not a curated record. Lineage: Eukaryota; Viridiplantae; Streptophyta; Magnoliopsida; Fabales; Fabaceae. The coding region runs from base 280 to 1368 and encodes 362 amino acids. The transcript is spliced from 8 exons.